CCCCUUUUUCCUUCGGUCGGAGUCGUAAAAAGAAACGAAGAAAACGAGAAGGAUGAGCUCCUUCAGCAACACCACCAACUUCGACAGCCUGCUGCUGCAAUCCCUGAUGGGAAGACUCCAAAUCCGUCCCCCUACCAAUAUAAGCAAUUCUUUCCUCAACCAAUCCCUCGAAGACCUCCUUUUCGACGCUGCCAACUUAUCGGACUCCGAUUCCGACGAUUCCGACAAAACCCAGCUCGCCAAAGAGGAAUCCAAGCUUGAAAAAGAGAUCAUUCGGAUCAUCCUUUCGGGUAAAACAGACUCUUUGAAACCCAACUCCGGUCAAGCUGUCAACAUCAACGACCACCAUAUUUGCAUCACUUUCCACGAAGAGAAUGGAUCGGAUUAUCGGGUCUGGGAGUGGCAUGGCCAUAUAAUGUUGUUUGAUGAAGAAAAUGGGUAUAGUCCUGAAUACAUUUAUGGGAAUUACUUUGAGAGGUUGCAAGGGAAGACAACUGUUAAUGGUGACAAAAAAAAGGAGGAGGAAGAGGAGAAAGUUGUGAAUUUGGGAUUGAGGGAUUUGAUUGAUGGCGGUGAUGAUUCAGGUCGGGGUCGGAUUCUUCAUAGGAAUAUCAAUGCCGGUUCUCCAAGGAUAUAGAUUGGAAGUUUACAUCGGCUUUUCUGGUUUCGAAAGGGGAAGGCUAUCACUCAAUGGCCAAUUCAGUUAAAGAUAUUCCUGUUGAUAUCAUGCUGAUCAAAAGAGACCUAAUUUUGUUCAAGCAGGGUA
Hibiscus syriacus is the source of this 766-nucleotide messenger RNA. RefSeq lists its product as uncharacterized. NCBI's taxonomy places the organism in Eukaryota, Viridiplantae, Streptophyta, Magnoliopsida, Malvales, Malvaceae. The record is from RefSeq and is a predicted model, not a curated record. The transcript is spliced from 3 exons. Bases 53 to 637 code for a protein of 194 amino acids.